Messenger RNA from Panicum hallii, 2054 nucleotides. Its product is annotated as tubulin gamma-2 chain. NCBI's taxonomy places the organism in Eukaryota, Viridiplantae, Streptophyta, Magnoliopsida, Poales, Poaceae. Gene Ontology annotation, biological process: meiotic spindle organization; mitotic cell cycle; microtubule nucleation. The transcript is spliced from 12 exons. The record is from RefSeq and is a predicted model, not a curated record. Gene Ontology annotation, molecular function: GTP binding; structural constituent of cytoskeleton. Bases 265 to 1677 code for a protein of 470 amino acids. Gene Ontology annotation, cellular component: spindle; nucleus; cytoplasm.
AAAACUCCGCCCAUUUCAUUCCUCCGUCUCGCCCGCCUCGUCAUCUCUCCCGCGCCCACCCCCACAAAUCUCGCUCACAGUUGGUGCGCGCUCGCGUCCAAACCAAGCAAACCCAAAACCCUAGCCUGCCGCCGCCGCCGCUGCCGGCGGGGCUCCCUCCCUCCCUCCGAUCCCGUCCCCGGCCUACCCUAGCCUCGCAGCAACCCUAACCCUACCCGCCUUCGCCGCCGCCGCCGCCGCCGCCGCCGGAGCAGGGGGGCAAAAAUGCCGCGCGAGAUCAUCACGAUCCAGGUGGGGCAAUGCGGGAACCAGAUCGGGAUGGAGUUCUGGAAGCAGCUCUGCCUCGAGCACGGCAUCGGCAAGGACGGCCUCCUCGAGGAUUUCGCCACCCAGGGCGGUGACAGGAAGGAUGUCUUCUUUUACCAGGCUGAUGAUCAGCACUUCAUACCCAGGUCUCUUCUUAUUGACCUGGAGCCAAGAGUGAUCAAUGGAAUUCAGAACAGUGAGUACAGGAACCUGUACAACCAUGAGAACAUAUUUGUUGCUGAGCACGGUGGUGGUGCUGGGAACAACUGGGCGAGUGGGUAUCAUCAGGGUGAACAAGUUGUUGAUGAUAUCAUGGACAUGGUUGAUAGAGAAGCAGAUGGAAGUGACAGCCUUGAGGGUUUUGUCCUUUGUCACUCUAUUGCUGGUGGAACUGGUUCAGGUAUGGGUUCUUAUCUGUUGGAGACAUUGAAUGAUCGAUACAGUAAAAAGCUUGUGCAGACAUAUAGUGUUUUCCCAAAUCAGAUGGAAACAAGUGAUGUUGUCGUCCAACCUUACAAUUCGCUUUUGACUCUGAAGCGGCUGACACUGAAUGCCGACUGUGUGGUUGUUCUUGACAAUACGGCUCUUAAUAGGAUUGCUGUGGAGCGUCUUCAUCUAUCAAAUCCUACUUUUGCACAGACAAACUCUUUGGUCUCCACAGUUAUGUCUGCAAGCACAACUACUUUGAGGUACCCUGGAUAUAUGAACAAUGAUCUGGUUGGUCUUCUUGCCUCCUUGAUCCCCACACCGAGGUGUCAUUUUCUGAUGACAGGUUACACUCCAUUGACCGUUGAACGGCAGGUUAACAUGAUACGCAAAACAACAGUACUAGAUGUUAUGAGAAGACUUCUGCAGACAAAGAAUAUAAUGGUGUCAUCAUAUGCUCGAACAAAGGAAGCCAGCCAGGCUAAAUACAUUUCGAUACUUAACAUCAUUCAAGGAGAGGUGGACCCUACACAGGUCCAUGAGAGUCUGCAAAGGAUACGUGAAAGGAAGCUUGUUAACUUUAUAGAUUGGGCCCCUGCAAGCAUUCAGGUUGCCUUGUCAAGAAAAUCCCCAUAUGUUCAAACAACACACAGGGUUAGUGGCUUGAUGUUAGCAAAUCAUACUAGUAUACGGCACCUAUUCAGCAAAUGCCUGGGACAAUAUGAGAAGCUAAGGAAAAAGCAAGCCUUUCUUGACAACUACCGGAAGUUUCCUAUGUUCGCGGACAAUGAUCUCUCUGAAUUUGAUGAAUCUCGAGAAAUAAUAGAGAGUCUAGUUGAUGAGUACAAGGCUUGCGAAUCACCAGAUUACAUUAAAUGGGGAAUGGAGCAGGAUACUGGAGAGGCAAAUGUCGCCGCUGCACUGGAUUCUAAGUUAGUGGUGUAAAUAUCAAGGUCCUGCUGGUUACCCAAAGAUUCAACUGUAGCUGUCCAGUAGUUAUCAGUUCGAUGCUGCCUGCUCGUCUAGAUCCCAUCGGAGUUCUACCAGAGCUGGUCACGCUCUUCUUUGCAAUCUUGAAGUUGCUUUUUUUUUCUUGUGUGCGUGUGUGUGUGGCUAUGUACAUGUCGAAACCCACUUUCUCUGGUCUAUUCUGUUCCAUGGUCUUGUUCUAGCUGCCCAUCUUUGGUGGCGAUGCACUCCAUGUUCUGUUCUAUUGUGCUCAUAGCUAGGUUCAUAUAGUUUGGAACGCCUGCCCGUCCUGUGAUACUAUGUCCCUGUUUGUUUCCAAGCAAGAUUAUAUAGUCCAGCUUAUAUAUGUGCUA